Closterium sp. Yama58-4 is the source of this 1278-nucleotide messenger RNA. The record is from the annotation of a GenBank genome assembly. NCBI's taxonomy places the organism in Eukaryota, Viridiplantae, Streptophyta, Zygnematophyceae, Desmidiales, Closteriaceae.
AUGGCGUAUUUGAUCCGUGCCUUUACUACCAUCGCCGCUCACUCGUCGCUUUCGCGCUCGCCUUUCACUACAACCCUCCCAUUCCGUCGCCCUCCCCUUCUCACGUUCUUUGGCCCUCGAUCUCGAUUUCUCUGCUCUCCCAUCGCUCUCACUUCCUCUGCUCUCCCAUCACUCUCACUUCCUCUGCUCUCCCGUCGCUCUCACUUCCUCUGCUCUCCUCCCGCCCCUGCCAUCAUUUCCCUUCUCGUCAAGUCGCCCUCGUCCUUUCCCGUCCAGUCCAGUCGCCCUUGUCCUUUCCCUUCCCAUCCCGUCGUUUUCACAAUUUCCCUUCUCAUCCCGUCGCUUUCGUCCUUUCCCUUCCCGUCCCGUCGCUUUUGUCCUUUCCCUUCCCGUCUCGUCCUACCAUCUUUCUGGUGUUCUUCGCUCCCCUCCCAUCGCCCUCGAUUUCUCCGCCCCCCUCCCAUUACCCUCGCUGUCGUCUCUCCUUCCCAUUGCCUUCCCUCCCCCCGUAUUUCCCCUUCCCUUACCCGUCGCUCCCUUCCCGUCUUUCUUUCUCUCGUCGUUCCCUCCCCGUCGCUCUCUGUAACUCUCCCCUUCCUUCCCGUCGCUCUUGCUCUCUCUCCUACCUUUCCGUCGCUCUUUCUCUCGUCGCUCCCUUCCUGUCGCUCUUUCUCUCGUCGCUCCCUUCCUGUCGCUCUUUCUCUCGUCGCUCCCUUCCCGUCGCUCUCUCUCUCGCCGCUCCCUUCUGGUCGCCCUCGAUGCACGCGUCCUCUCACACCCCCCAUCCCCCACCCCAUCGCCUUCCCGCUCGCCACGAAACGCCAUCCCAUCCCCCACCCACUUUCUCCACCCACUUCCGUCCCGUCCCGUCCCGUCGCCCUCGUGCCUUUUCUCCCUCCCGCUCGCUCCCGCGCUUUCGCACUCGCCCAUCCCAUGCCAUCCCGUCGCCCUCGUGAUCUCCCUUCCCGUCGCCUUCGCGCUCGCCCUGAAACGCCCAAUCGCGCCCUGCCUCUCUCCCUCCCAUCACCCAUCUCGCCGGCCUCGAGCUCGCCACGAAAUGCCCUCUCAUCUUCUUUUAAUCUCUCACCUCCCAUCCCGUCGCCCUUCGUGUCCCCGCUCGUCCCGUCACCCUCAUUUUUCCCCCUUCUUCCCGUCCUUCUCGUUUCCGCUCUCGCCCCGUCGCCCUCGUGCUCUUCCCUCUCGUCCCUUCCCUUCACCUUGGAACUCUACGUUUUUUCUUGUGUAUGUUUUUUUUCCCAUGGCAGUUGUUCUGUGUGA